Messenger RNA from Brassica oleracea var. oleracea, 2054 nucleotides. Its product is annotated as CBL-interacting serine/threonine-protein kinase 17-like. Bases 252 to 1520 code for a protein of 422 amino acids. Gene Ontology annotation, molecular function: ATP binding; protein kinase activity. The record is from RefSeq and is a predicted model, not a curated record. Gene Ontology annotation, biological process: protein phosphorylation; signal transduction. The transcript is spliced from 11 exons. Lineage: Eukaryota; Viridiplantae; Streptophyta; Magnoliopsida; Brassicales; Brassicaceae.
AAAAAUAUAUUAUUUGUUUCUGCUACUCACGGAUACAUUCUUUUUCCAAGCAGAGAGAAGAAGGAAGUAAAAGAGAAGUGGCGCGUUGUUUUUUCCAAAACUCAACCCCCUCUUCUUAUCUUCUUGACCUCUUUAAAUCUCAGUGUUAUACAAAGCCACAGAUUCAUAGCUCAAACUCAGUCUAUAUUGCUCAACCCAGUAAUCGUUACAAAGGAUUUUUGGUUGUUGUACGUGUGUGUUUGGAACUUUGGAUGGUGACGGAGGGAAUGCGUGUUGGGAAAUACGAGCUUGGGAGAACGCUGGGUGAAGGGAACUCUGCAAAGGUCAAACUUGCUAAGGAUAUUGUUUCUGGCCAAUCGUUUGCCGUCAAAAUCAUCGACAAGUCGCGUACCAGUCGCCUCAACGUACCUUUUCAGAUUAAGAGAGAGAUACGCACACUCAAAGUCUUGAAGCAUCCAAACAUUGUCAGAUUACAUGAGGUCUUGGCUAGCAAAACCAAGAUCUACAUGGUCCUUGAAUGUGUCGCUGGAGGAGACUUAUUUGACAGAAUUGUCUCCAAAGGAAAACUUUCAGAAACAGAAGGAAGAAAAAUGUUUCAGCAGUUGAUUGAUGGAAUAAGCUAUUGUCAUAACAAGGGCAUUUUCCACAGGGAUCUCAAGCUAGAGAAUGUUCUUCUUGAUGAAAAUGGGCGCAUUAAGAUCACUGAUUUUGGCGUUAGUGCUGUGCCUCAGCAUUUUAGGGAAGAUGGAUUGCUACAUACAACCUGUGGUAGUCCUAACUACGUUGCGCCUGAGGUUCUAGCCAACAAGGGCUAUGAUGGUGCUGCAUCAGAUAUAUGGUCAUGUGGAGUAAUCUUGUAUGCUAUUCUUACUGGUUGUCUCCCUUUUGAUGAUACAAACCUCGCCGUUCUCUGCCGGAAGAUAGUCAAAGGUGACCCUCCAAUACCUAGAUGGUUAUCACCUGGUGCUAAAACCAUGAUCAAAAGAAUGCUCGAUCCAAAUCCAGUCACAAGGAUGACAGUCGCAAGUAUUAUGGGAAACGACUGGUUCAGACACGACUACUCUCCUUCCAGUUGUGAUGCUGAAGAUGAAUCAUCCUCAGCCGAAGAAGAUGUAUCAGAAGAAGAGAAGAGCCAUGAUUCAUCAACCGUCAUCAACGCCUUUCAGCUGAUCGGAAUGUCACCGUUUCUAGACCUCUCCGGUUUGUUUGAGACAGAGACAGUAUCAGAGAGGCAGAUAAGAUUCAUGUCAAAUAGGUUAGCCACUGAUGUUAUGGAGAAAAUAAAAACAAUUCUCAUGGAGAUGGGUUUCUACGUACAGAAGAAACACACAAUGUUAAAAGCAAUCCGAGAAGAGAGUACUCGAAAAGGGCCAGGCGGGUUAUCAUUAACGGCUGAGGUAUUCGAGAUAAUCCCAUCGCUGAAUGUGAUUGAACUAAGAAAAUCACAUGGCGAUUCAUCUCCAUAUAAACAGUUGUGCGAGAGAUUACUAAACGAAUUGGACGCAUCAUCCCAAAUAUAAAAGCAGAAACAAAUGUUGUGAUAGAUGAUUUUUUUUUUUUUUGACAGCAGACAUGUACAGACUCAUGUAGACUCUGUAAACCAAAGUGGUAAAUCUACAUCCAUGUGCACGACGAAAAACGGUUGUUGCCAAGCACUACGUGCCAAGCUAUCCGCCCUUUUGUUCUCCGUCUUAGGAACAUGAACGAUAUCUGAGUUGACAAAACUUUGUCGCAAAAGCUUAAUAUCUUCCAGGUAGCUUUCAAAUGCUGGUCAUUUCUCUAGUUCCGAAACCAUCUUCACCAAUUGAGAACAAUUCGUUGCAAACGUAACCUGAAACUGCCUUAAAUUUCACACAUUUCAUUGCGCAAUAAUGCCUCCUAUCUCCGAAUGAAGAGGUGAGAGGCAUGCCCUCACAUUCUGUGCCCCCAAUAAGUCAUCAAAUCCUGGUAACGUACUAAGCCAUCCUUGUCCUGAAAAUAGGUCCUGAAAAUUUGUCGUGAUAGAGGAUUUAUGUGAACAAAUUUUGUAAUAAAAGCAGAUUUAACAGCCAAAA